Perkinsus marinus ATCC 50983 is the source of this 330-nucleotide messenger RNA. RefSeq lists its product as hypothetical. Bases 1 to 330 code for a protein of 109 amino acids. NCBI's taxonomy places the organism in Eukaryota, Perkinsozoa, Perkinsida, Perkinsidae. The record is from RefSeq and is a predicted model, not a curated record. The transcript has 2 exons.
AUGAUGUACUACAUUAAUUUGAUCGCCGAGUCCGAGAAGCGGGAGAAGGAACUGCAGCGCUCCGAGGAGGACCGUCGAAGGCUACGUGUUGGCAACCCUCCAGGAAUCGAUGACCGGUUGGCUGGUCUGCAGAAGACUCGACAUGAGCACAAUAAGAAAAAGAAAAAGAAGAGGACUUCAUCCCCCUCGGAGGUUAAAUCCAAGAAGGCUAAGCGGAAACGUCCUCGGCAGCAGCCCGAGGCGUCUCCAGUUCCCUCGAGUUCAUCGGGCCUUGGCGGCUUGGCGGCCGAUGUUGUUGAUGAUGAAGAGCUGCUCAUUGAGCGAAGGUAG